UAACAGUUUCCCUCUGCUUACAGUCUUUGUGCUAAGCUAGGCUAACAGUGUCUCUGCUCUGUAACAAACAUCUGCAGAUAUAUAACAUAUACACACAUCUGUGUAUAUUAAUUGCACACAGCCCUUUAUCCCCAUUCGUAGUUCUCAUUUUUUUGUAAAGCAUUUCUGUUUGUACGGUCACUUUGUAUUUUUAAUGAAGCCUUUGUUUAGAGGUGAGCAGGUCAGCUUCUGAACACAGUUAUAUAUGAACUCCUCCGUACAUAUUUAAGUUUAGAUUUAUAUCAGGUUACUCUACUUAGUCUGUUUUGUGAUUCAGCGUCAUGAGUUCAAAAUAUGAAGCCUAUUUUCUGUUUCCUAUCUCUCGAACCGGUCCAGACUGGUUCAGACCGGUCCAGUGUGAUGGCCAUGUUCAGACGUCUGAAGAUCUUCGUCACUAAAUUCUCUCUGAUCCACCGACGCUGCUCAAGCUACGUCUCCAGGAUGAGAUACUUGGACCGGUUGAAGGUGGACGAUGAGGCAUGUUCUGCGGCGCUGCAGAACUCUCACAUGUUCUUGUUCCACCGUCUGUCUCCUCUCCUGCAAUGCACCAAGCGAGGAACUCUGAGACCAGCAGCACUCAUGAGCUCAGAUGUUCUCUCCAUCCUGGAGAGACUCGGUUCAGACAGACCCCUGCUGAAGGAGUCGGUUUUGAUUGGCUGUUCUGAACAGAACCGGGCUCAGUUCUGUCUGGAUGUUGGAGUCUUGGAUCAGGCAGCAGUGGAGGACAUUUGUGAUGGAACCUUCAUCGAUCUGAGGAAAUCCUUCUUUCUUCUGACGGGCUUAGAGGCUCCGCUUGUGGCCAAGGCUCAGGCUCUGCUGCGCUGGCAUCAAACCAGCGGAUUCUGCAGCGCCACAGGCCAGCCGACCCACCGGAACCAGGCAGGAAGUGAGAGAGUCUGCAGGAGCAGCGGCAUCAUCUACUAUCCCAAGAUGUCUCCUGUGGUCAUCGUCCUGGUGUCUGAUGGGAAACGCUGUUUGUUGGGUCGACAGCCGUCAUUCCCCCGAGGGAUGUACAGCGCUCUGGCCGGGUUCUGCAAUAUGGGUGAGACUCCUGAGGAGACUCUGAGUAGGGAGGUGGCGGAGGAGGUCGGUCUGGACGUCCUCAGUGUCUCCUACAGCUCCUCGCAGCACUGGCCAUUCCCGCACAGCUCCUUCAUGCUUGGCUUCCACGCCACCGUUAGCCCCGCCCACACUCAGUUGAGUGUGGACCACUCGGAGCUAGAGGACGCCCGCUGGUUCAGUCUGGAGGAAGUGACAUCAGCUCUACAGGUAAAUUCUCCACCCCGGAGCGGCGAUGCCCCUGUCAUCUGGUUCCCGCCAAAACAGGCCAUCGGCAACCGCCUCAUCAGAGAGUGGGCAGACCGACAGCGCCGCGGCGAGGAACGAGAGUGACAUGGACCGUGUAUGCAAACAUAACGGACAGGUGACCUGUGACCUCACCUGGGACGGUCACGUGAUCAGGCAGGGACAGGUGUGCAGGAAGUCUGUCAGCAGAUGGUGCUGAUCGAAGCCCGAGAGUGAAAUGUGAACACGUGUGACAUCACCUCCUGUUGACAUCAUGAUGAUAACAGCUAGUGGACACUCACCGUCUCCAUGGCAACACCAUACUUCCUGUUUUUUUUUUUUAACUGAGUGGAGCUUCUGACUGGCCGAACAGACUCCUCCAGCAGCCAAUCACAUGUUCUGACGAUUUUAAUAAACGAGUUUUAAGUG
Larimichthys crocea (large yellow croaker) is the source of this 1752-nucleotide messenger RNA. It is a transcript of the gene nudt13, whose product is annotated as nudix (nucleoside diphosphate linked moiety X)-type motif 13. The record is from RefSeq and is a predicted model, not a curated record. Lineage: Eukaryota; Metazoa; Chordata; Actinopteri; Sciaenidae. The transcript is spliced from 8 exons. Bases 334 to 1431 code for a protein of 365 amino acids. Gene Ontology annotation, molecular function: hydrolase activity; metal ion binding.